This is a messenger RNA of Adineta ricciae, 390 nucleotides long. NCBI's taxonomy places the organism in Eukaryota, Metazoa, Rotifera, Eurotatoria, Adinetida, Adinetidae. The record is from the annotation of a GenBank genome assembly.
AUGAAAAAACGACACAAAUCUAAAGCGGCUCAAUUGGCAGCGGAACGAGAUGUUGAGCUAUACGUCCGAUUAGAAUUCGACGAUCAAGUCAUUGUCGAAGAACAUCUCCUACGAAACGCAAUUGAAAGAUCGAUUAACACACUAUUUGGCGAAAUUGGUAGUCAAUCAAUUCAUGUCGAGAUUGUAUCAUAUAAAUAUGGAACGGCACUCAUUCGUACUAAAGCCAAAAUGGUGAAUCAAGUUCGUUGCGCAUUAGCGUUCUAUGGAAUGCAUGAAAAACGUGAAUGUGCUUUUCGUAUUGAUACGAUAUCAAAAGAAAAUAAUGAAGAGGAGGAGGAGGAGGAAGAGGAUGAAGACGAAGAAAGAUCACUUACAAUGCAAAUGGAUUAA